CCCCGGACCCUCUUCUCCGCGCCCCGGUCCGCUCUCUUGUUACCGGUGCCACCGGCUCCCGGGGGACACCCAGAGGCGCUCGUCCCGCCACCACCCGCGACCACGGGGGUAGCCCGGGGCCGUUCCGGAGUCGCCCGGACCCGAGAGGCUGCUGCACCGGGCCUCAGCCACCCCUCCGGAUGCUGGUGCUGCCCUCCGCAGAGGCCAUGGAGGCCCGGCCCUCUCGGACAGGCAGGUCUCCAGAACCCGGACCUUCCUCCUCCACAGGACCUCCCCAGACUUCCUCGUCUCCGAGGCCCAACCACUACCUGCUUAUUGACACCCAGGGCAUCCCAUACACCGUGCUGGUGGACCAGGAGUCUCAGAGAGAGCCUGGGGCAGAUGGGGCAUCAGCUCAGAAAAAGUGCUACAGCUGCCCUGUGUGCUCCCGGGUCUUCGAGUACAUGUCCUACCUGCAGCGGCACAGCAUCACCCACUCAGAGGUGAAGCCCUUCGAGUGUGACACCUGUGGGAAGGCAUUCAAGCGGGCCAGCCACCUGGCUCGGCACCACUCCAUCCACCGGGCUGGCGGUGGGCGACCCCAUGGCUGUCCGCUCUGCCCUCGCCGCUUCCGUGAGGCGGGUGAGCUGGCCCAGCACAGCCGGGUCCACUCUGGAGAGCGCCCAUUUCAGUGCCCCCACUGCCCACGCCGAUUUAUGGAGCAGAACACGCUGCAAAAGCAUACUCGGUGGAAGCAUCCAUGAGCCAGGCUGCAGGGUACCCCAGGUACCAUGGGGUUCUGGGGGGAGCCUGGACUCCUGUCGCCCUCAGACACCUGGCCAGUGCCGAAGGCUGGGUUGCAGCCCUGGACACAGACACACCUCCUGCAAAGGCCAAGCCCUACCUGAAGGAGGAGCUCAUGAGUAGCCUUCGUGUUUUGGAGAUAAGAUGGAGACAAGACCUUAACAUUCACAGAGUGGAGCCCUCCAGCCUCCGGCUGAGCCCUGACUGGAGGUGUGGGGGAGAGUGCUAUGGGUGGAAGUUCUCCAGCCUGAAAAAUGGGGUUGGGAGCCAUCAAGAAUCUGCACCAGCUUCCCGAGGCCUCCAUGUUGAUGCUGGGGGACGGGGCCCCGGACCUGCCUCCCAGCCCCCAGAUAGGGCCUGAGACUGGACACCCAAUAAACACCUUUCCCAUUUUGAGCACUUGAGAUUUGUUUUUGGGGACAGCGGCUUGGCCAGCCUGCUGCCCAACAGGGAGAUUCAGCAAGUGCCUGGCCCACCUCUUUUUGGGCAGAAGAACAAAUCAGCCAUUUCUUCUCCCCAGAGAGGGAAAGAGCUUCCCACUGUCUGACCUCAAAUAAUAGGAACAGCGCCCUGAUCUUGAGCUUAGACUAUGGCCAGGUGUUGCGCUGAGCACCUUGCAUGGGUCAUACCAGUGCAAAAUUCGUGGCUUGCCUGGCAUGGGAUGGGAAGGUUGGCCUUCUGCACUGGGGUGCACUGGGGUCAAUCCUAGCGUGGCUCCUCACAAGGUGCAUCAUCUAGGCAGAGUGUUUUUAAACACACUCCACCCCACCCCCCUUUUAAAGACAGGAUCUAUUGUACGAGA
This is a messenger RNA of Callorhinus ursinus (northern fur seal), 1585 nucleotides long. Its product is annotated as zinc finger protein 581. Gene Ontology annotation, molecular function: DNA-binding transcription factor activity, RNA polymerase II-specific; RNA polymerase II cis-regulatory region sequence-specific DNA binding. NCBI's taxonomy places the organism in Eukaryota, Metazoa, Chordata, Mammalia, Carnivora, Otariidae. The record is from RefSeq and is a predicted model, not a curated record. Gene Ontology annotation, cellular component: nucleus. Gene Ontology annotation, biological process: regulation of transcription by RNA polymerase II.